This is a messenger RNA of Rubroshorea leprosula, 1918 nucleotides long. The record is from the annotation of a GenBank genome assembly. Lineage: Eukaryota; Viridiplantae; Streptophyta; Magnoliopsida; Malvales; Dipterocarpaceae.
AUAAUUAGUUCCACCGGUCAGGUAGACCCAGGUCAGCUUUACUAAAUUUCCCCUUCCCUCUCCUCUACGCGACUUGUCUAACAACAUUCUUUACUUGUUCCGGCAACUUCUCCGAUCAGGUGCACUUUGCUUUGUAGAUGUUGGAAUGACCACAGCAACAAUGGUUCAAUGUUGGAUUGCUUCUUAAAACCCUUAUUCAUAGUCAAGGUUGAAGUAUUAUGUUAGCCAGAUGUGCCGUAAGGCGGCUUUGUGCUCUUUUCAGGUUGUGUGAUAGUGGUGUUUUCGUGAACAGAAUCCAGUUCAAGCAUCUUUGAUUCUUGAUAGCUAUGCUACCCACAGGGGUGAAAGAUACACAAAAUCGUGAAAGCAACAGCCAAAAAGUCCACCCUCAACCCAUGGAAGAGACCAAUAAUCAGAAUCCUGAAGCUUUGGAAGGCCUGAUAUCCAAAAUUUUUACAAACGUUUCCUCCCUUAAGUCAGCUUACAUACAGCUUCAAGCUGCUCAUACUCCCUAUGACCCUGAUAAAAUCCAAGCUGCUGAUAAGCUCGUAAUUUCUGAGCUGAAGCAUCUAUCUGAACUCAAGCAUUUUUAUAGGGAAAACAAUCCCAAGCCAGUAUGUGUUUCUCCUCAAGAUUCUAGGUUAGCAGCUGAGAUCCAAGAACAACAGAGCCUACUGAAAACCUAUGAAGUCAUGGUAAAGAAAUUCCAAUCUGAAAUUCAGAACAAAGAUUGUGAGAUCCUUCAGUUGCAGCAGCAAAUUGAGGAGGCAGAUCAGAAGCAUGUUAAACUGGAAAAGAAUCUAAAACUUAGGGGCUUGUCUACCAAAGAAUCUGAACUUUCUACUGGGGAAAAUGGAUUUUUUCCUGUGGAUCUGACUCCUGAUCUCUUCACCUUAGCUGUUGAAGCUACUUACAAAGCUAUUCAUGACUUUUCAAAACCAUUGAUCAACAUGAUGAAAGCUGCUGGUUGGGACCUUGAUGCUGCAGCUAACUCAAUCGAGCCCAAUGUUGUUUAUGCCAAGAGAGCUCACAAGAAAUUUGCGUUUGAGUCUCACAUAUGCCAAAGAAUGUUCAGUGGCUUUCAGCAUGAAAAUUUCUCCAUUAAAUUAGAUGAUAUUACAGUUAGUAAAGAGAGCUUCUUCCACCAAUAUCUCGCUCUGAGGGAGAUGGAUCCAUUAGAUGUGCUGGGCCAAAAUCCGGAUUCUAUUUUUGGUAGAUUUUGCAGGAGCAAAUACCUAGUGGUAGUUCAUCCAAAGAUGGAAGCUUCAUUCUUUGGAAACCUAGAUCAGCGAAACUAUGUGAUGGGAGGUGGACACCCCAGGACUCCAUUUUACCAGGCAUUCUUAAAACUGGCCAAGUCAAUCUGGCUUUUGCACCGGCUGGCUUACUCUUUUGAGCCUAAUGUAAAAGUCUUUCAGGUUAAAAGGGGGAGUGAAUUCUCCGAGGUUUACAUGGAAAGCAUGGUAAAGAAUUUGGUAAUUGUUGAAAAUGAUCAGAAGCCUAAGGUUGGGCUAAUGGUUAUGCCUGGGUUUUGGAUAGAAGGCAGCGUGAUUCAGAGUCGAGUUUAUCUCUCAGGAAUGAAGGUUGAUGAAUAAUAUUACCGUGAUAGAGCAAAGCAAAUCUUGCCCCAAGUACUGAUGUUAAAUUCCAGUUUGCUGCUUUUGUGUUAUUAUUUGAUUUUAUCGUUGUACUAAUGUAAUUGUAUCUCGACAUAUACUCAGUUCUUCGUUUUUGUUGGCCAAAUCUCUAUGAUGGAUACAUUGUUUACUGACCUUUCAUAUUAUUUUCUUCGGGAAAAUGGAGACAGGAGCCGACCCAGGCAGGUGAUCAACUUUUCUCUGUUGUCAAUCUGCAUUGCCUUCCCUUUCCGUGACUGAAAGAAAUGAUAGAUUUGCUUUAAGAAAAAUCUUAUUGAUUU